This is a messenger RNA of Lithohypha guttulata, 1755 nucleotides long. RefSeq lists its product as uncharacterized. The transcript has a single exon. Lineage: Eukaryota; Fungi; Ascomycota; Eurotiomycetes; Chaetothyriales; Trichomeriaceae. The record is from RefSeq and is a predicted model, not a curated record. The coding region runs from base 1 to 1755 and encodes 584 amino acids.
AUGUUCUACGAGAUUGCUAUCAUCGGUGCUGGACCCUGUGGACUCGCAGUCGCAGCUCGUCUUCGCGAGAAGACUCCUUCAGCUCUCUUUACAAACGACGAACAUGCUCGCUAUUGGAAGAAGUACAAGCAGCGACAUAACAGUAUCGAAAACGAGCGGAAGAAACGAAAGCCAUCAACAGACAGCGGGUAUGUCAGUGAGAGCCAGAAUGUCCAAGCUCUGGUGCCUGAGCAACUGUCAAUGAUCGUACUUGAUGCAGGUUCCUGCUCUUGGCUUUCCACAUGGAAGCAACGUUUCAGAUCUCUCGAAAUUAGUCACUUGCGCAGUCCUCUAUUCUUCCACUUGGACCCUCGGGACAGAGACGGCCUACUCGCAUUCGCUCACGAGCACAAUCGAACGGAGGAGCUUCUUGAGAUUCCCAAUGUGGCAGGCAAGGAAUUGAGCAAGCACGAAAAGAAGAAGCAACAUACUCGCAGAAGGAAGCAGGGUAAGGCACCGCACUUGAAGAUCGAUGGACGUGACCAGAUAGACUAUUUUACACCUUCCAGCAAGCUCUUUGAGGAUUAUUGUGAGCACAUCAUCGAGAAGUAUAGACUUCGUAACGUUGUGCAUCAGGCUGAGGUGCUCGAGAUAUCUUACGAUGGUUCGUCAAUCCGCACCAAUAGUGGUUCCUUCACAAUCAAGACUGGAACCAAUUCUAUAAUUCAUACUAAAAUUGUGAUCGUGGCAACUGGUCCUUCGACUACUCCUAGCAUCCCAGGUAUUCCGCGAGGACUGUGGCACAGUGGCGUGAAUCACGUCUUCCACCCAGGCGGUACUGACCUCCCUCCGGCUCUGCACAGCAGAAUCACAACCACUUCCGACAAAGUCACAAUCAUCAUUAUCGGAGGAGGUCUGACAUCUGCACAGCUCGUUCACCUCCUCCUAAACCGCUAUCACAAGCACACCAACUUGAAGCUUCACCUCCUCCUUCGUCAUCCCAACCUCAAAGUCAAACCAUUCGAUGUGACCCUCCCCUGGGUCAGCAAGAUACGCAACCACCUCAUGGCCAGCUUCUACUCCGCAGAUAGCGACGAUGAGCGCCUCGCAAUGUUACUAGAAGCACGAAACGGAGGCAGCAUAACACCAUACUUCGCGAAGAUGCUACGGAAGCACGAGACGGAGGGUAGAUUGAAGGUUCACGCUAGCACAGAGCUCAAGCUGUGUGAACAGGAGAUGUGGAACACCAAUACGCAGACGUGGACAAAUUUACGAUACCAGAACAAAACCAGCGAUGGCGAAAACUUUCUAGUGCAGGAUCUAACUGCCAGAGAACUACCAGACACCUCAGAUCAUAUCAUCUUCUGUACAUCUUCUGCACCCUCACUGCCUCAGAUACCGUUCCUGCGCAAGCUAGCUGAAAGUCAUCCGAUCGUAACGCUCUCUGGCCUGCCAGUACCGACCGAGGAUUUAGCUUGGAGCAGUAAUGUGCCCCUGUUCUUCACUGGAGCCCUUGCGGCGUUGAGGCUGGGUCCAGGCGCUGCGAAUCUGAUGGGAGCUCGAGUAGGCGCGGAACGGAUUGCGUGGGUUGUUGAGGCGAUGCUCGGGAAGCGAGGAGGAAGGGGAGGUCUUAUUGACCUUUCUGGUGGUGGACGUUGGCAACGCGACGGCUCGACCAGUGAAGAUAACCGGAGAGACAGUCUGGAAGAUAGGAGUGAUUUCACAGGAAGUUUCAGCAACCAGUAUGCUGCGUUGAGUCUCAGCGAUAGUCAGUAA